Ichthyophthirius multifiliis is the source of this 1269-nucleotide messenger RNA. RefSeq names its product phosphatidylinositol-4-phosphate 5-kinase, putative. The record is from RefSeq and is a predicted model, not a curated record. Lineage: Eukaryota; Ciliophora; Oligohymenophorea; Hymenostomatida. The transcript has 5 exons. Gene Ontology annotation, biological process: axoneme assembly; spermatid development. Gene Ontology annotation, cellular component: motile cilium; nucleus.
AUGGAUAAAAGACAUGGUUAUGGUGUUUAUAAAUACGUAAAAACAAACGAAAGAUAUGAAGGAGAAUGGGUAAAUGGGGAAAAAUAAGGACAAGGGACUUAUUUUUAUUCAAAUGGGGGAAAAUAUUAAGGGUAAUGGUUAAAAAAUCAAAAACAUGGAAAAGGAGCUUAUUAUUAUCCUUCUGGAUCUGUAUAUGAGGGGGAUUGGCAGGAUGAUAAAGUUAAUGGGUUUGGAAUUUAGAUCGUAAAAGAUAGUUACAGAUACGAAGGUUAGUUUUAAAAUGGGUUGAAAAGUGGAUAAGGUAUUUUUAUAUUUUAAGAUGAAUCAAGUUAUGAAGGAAACUUUUUGAAUGAUUUUAUUAAUGGGAGUGGGAAUAUGAAUUAUGCGAAUGGGGAUAUUUAUUAAGGUGAAUUUUUUAAUGAUAUGAGAAAUGGAAAUGGGACAUAUUAGUAUGCCAAUGGAGAUAUUUAUGAUGGAGAAUGGAAAGAUGAUAAAAAAUAAGGAGUAGGAACUUUGGAAAUGCAGACUGGUGAUAUAUAUGAAGGAGAAUGGAAUGAAGGAAAAAAAAAUGGAACAGGAGCUUAUAAAUUUGCAAAUGGAGAUAGUUAUGAAGGUUGUUUUGUGAAUGGACUAAGGUACGGGAAAGGAAUAUAUACAUGGUCAGAUAAAUCAUUUUAUAAAGGAGAUUGGGAAUAAGUGUAAAUGAUAAAACCAGGAUCAGGCUCAUCAAAAGUUGCAAAAUAAAAUUUAGAAUAAAUUUCAGCAAAAAUUUCAUCUGGGACUAUAAUUGACUUUGAAGAAUUACAUUAAAAAUCACUUCAUUUAAAAAUAAAAAAUUACAUUAAAAAUAAAAUUGCUUUGAAUUCAACAAAAGCAAUAUUUUAAGACUUCAAGCCUAACCUAUAUCAUGAAACAGCCAGAGAUAAAUACCUUGAUGUUUUUAAUGCAUAUAAAAAACAUGAUAAAGUUGAAUUAAUGAAGCAUUUAUCAGUCCCAUUAUAUGAUAUAUUCAAGACAUCAAUAAAGAAAAAUAGGCCUUUACCAUUUACUUUAUAUGAUGAACUUAUUGAUAUUUCAGUUGUUAUGGCAAGAGUUUAUUCAUUGGAUAAACAUUUAAAUAGUCGUGCUAAUACUUGGCAUUAAAUUACUUGUUAAUUUGUAUUUCAUGAUAAGCUAUUAAAAUAAGAUAUUAAAAAAUAUAAUGUUUUUGAAAGAAGAUAAAUUGAAAACACAAUUCCUAAUUCAUGGAGAAUAUGUCAUUUUGAUUGA